Suillus clintonianus is the source of this 2206-nucleotide messenger RNA. Its product is annotated as JmjC domain-containing histone demethylation protein 1. The coding region runs from base 29 to 2086 and encodes 685 amino acids. The record is from RefSeq and is a predicted model, not a curated record. The transcript has 8 exons. Gene Ontology annotation, biological process: protein demethylation; regulation of transcription by RNA polymerase II. Gene Ontology annotation, molecular function: transcription coregulator activity; histone demethylase activity. Lineage: Eukaryota; Fungi; Basidiomycota; Agaricomycetes; Boletales; Suillaceae.
CAACCCUUCUUAACAUUAUAAGCAACAAAUGGCUCGAAGUCGACGUCGCAUUACACGUUUAGCAACUCAAAAGUCGCCAGAGCGCUCGCCAAGCUCGUCACGUUCGUCGUUGACACCGAUGGAGGACGAACCAGAGCCCACGCAGGCGGAAUCUGCAGAUUCCGCACCAACCAAGACAAAUGAAGACGUGUGCCCAUCAUGCAGAGAAGGUGUGCAAGGAGAAAAGAGCAGCUGGAUACGCUGUGAUGCUUGCAAGACUUGGUUCCACUGGGCAUGCGCAGGGGACGGCAGUGACCUUGAGUUGAUUAACAAAUGGUUCUGUGAGCCCUGCAUGAUAGAGAAGCCGUCGCGUGCGAUGACGCUCAAAGUGCCUGCACGCAAGUCCUCACGGAAGCGUACACAAUUGGACUACGCGAGCCUCAACGCAGGAGUCGAAUCCGACCCGAGUAGAUGGUUACGAGUCAUCCAGAGCAAGCCGAUUAAGGACGACAAUUUCAAGAGAAUGAAGGGUGCCGACGUGGGCCUGGAGUGGUUGGAGAACGACGAAACCGCGAUGCGUGAGCCAAUCGUAGUGGAGAAUCCGGAGGGACUGAGAAUGAAGAUGCCUCCACCGGAAUUCUCGGUUCAAGACGUCGCGGAUGAAGUUGGUCACGAAACCCCUGUGGAGGUCAUUGAUGUUGCCACACAGUCAAACUCACCUGGAUGGACGUUAGGGCGGUGGGCUGAGUACUAUAAUACAGAACCUGCAAAAAGAGACAAGAUCCGCAACGUGAUAUCGUUGGAGAUUUCAGGGACGAAACUUGCAGACCAGGUGUUACCCCCGAGACUUGUGAGAGAAUUGGACUGGGUCGAAAAGUUCUGGCCGAGCACACGUAAAGGGAAGGGACAUGCAUACCCCAAGGUGCAGCUGUAUUGUCUGAUGGGCGUUGCUUCCGCAUGGACAGAUUGGCACGUAGAUUUCGCUGGUUCGUCAGUGUAUUACCACAUACUUCGUGGAUGCAAGGUAUUCUACUUCAUACGACCCACACCAUCCAAUUUACAAGCGUACGAAAGGUGGUCCGGGACUGAGAUGCAAAGCAAUGUCUGGCUAGGUGACAUGGUGGACGAGGUCGUGAAGGUCACUCUUCACGCAGGCAAUACGAUGAUAAUACCAACCGGUUGGAUACAUGCUGUGCACACUCCUGUAGAUUCUCUAGUCUUCGGCGGAAAUUUCCUACACUCUUACAAUAUUGCAACACAGCUGAAAGUGAUUGACAUCGAGAAAGCAACGCAUGUGCCGAAGAAAUUCAGGUUUCCGUUGUUUGUCAAGCUCUGCUGGUAUGUAGGCGAUAAAUAUUUGCGAGACCUCAAAUCGAAAGAAGAGUUUCCUCCUCGUGUUCUGGAAUCCCUUGAAGCUCUUGCCCGGUUUCUUGUGUCAGAAUCGCAAGCCAUGGAACGCGGGAUGGAGGUAGCCAAACGGGAAGCCAAGGAAAACGUCCCAGGUGAUCGUGUAAAGGACGCACCGGCGAUGGCUCGUGAGCUGAGGUGGCGCGUGCGGCUUGCAGCAGGAGCGACGAGCGACGAUGAAGACCUCGGGCGCCCUGUCAAGAAGAAUAUGGUGAAUGGUCACAAACGGAAGCGGUCGCCUGCUGGUACAACUGUGGGCGUACAGUUCAGGAACUUCCAACCCAAAGGAUGGGAUGUAGUCAAUGAACUACCCAGGGAGUCAGACGAACGGGUCGUGAAUGUUCACCCCCCAAAUACAGUAGACAUGUGGGAACGAGAAUGGACGGAGUGGAACAAAGAGUUUGAAGGUCAGGAGCAGGAGGAACAGGCGAUCGUGGAGAAAACGAGAGAUGUGAUCAUCAAAGUCAGGAAGACCGAAGAUGGGGUGGAAAGGCAGCGGAUAGAGCGGGUGAUGGAGAGGUGGGUUUGGAAAGGCGUUCCUUCGAAGGCAGAAGGGGAUCCCCAAGAUGUUGAGAUGAAGCCUAUGGAAGACGAAUUUGCGGGAAGCGAGGAAGUGACAAAGGAAGAAGAACAGGGGGCUGAAGUUCUUGUCACUGCUGUGCCGUUGGAGACAACUCAGGCGAUGGAGGUGAACACAUAGCUCGAAGCUCAUUGUCUUUCUUGCAUGAUCAACAUUGCUCUGCCCUGAUCUAUUAGGAGUGUUGUGUAUAUACUGUAUAUACAUAAUGCUGCCUAUAUAUUGUGAGGACGAUAACUGAAC